AUGCCCUCUCCCGCAUUAUUGGUGUCGUCGACUAAAAGAUUCAACCCAUCAAGGUUGCAAAAGCUAACAUCCGUGCUAGCUAAGGUGUCUCUAUCUACCACCGCUUCAGUGGCAGCACCUUCCUUCGUAUCCUCAACUUCUUCAACCAUCAACUCUACAAGAAGAAAAGUUGCAUACUCGAAGAGAUGUUUAUCUUCAAACGGUGUCGGUUCAUCCGGAACCAGAUCUACCGUGAUCCAACUAUUAAAUAAUAUUAGCACCAAGAGAGAAGUGGAACAAUAUCUAAAAUAUUUUUCAUCCGUCUCACAACAACAAUUCGCCGUCAUUAAGGUCGGGGGCGCUAUCAUUAGUGAUAAUCUACCUGAACUGGCUUCUUGUUUAGCAUUUCUUUAUCAUGUCGGCCUAUACCCAAUCGUUCUUCAUGGGACUGGUCCACAAGUUAAUGGGAGAUUGGAAGCACAAGGCAUUGAACCAGAUUAUAUCGAUGGGAUUAGAAUUACUGAUGAGCAUACAAUGGCUGUCGUCAGAAAAUGUUUCUUGGAACAAAACUUGAAAUUGGUUACAGCUUUGGAAAAAUUGGGUGUACGUGCUAGACCAAUUACUUCAGGUGUGUUCACAGCAGAUUACUUGGAUAAAAGUAAAUAUAAAUUGGUUGGUGAAAUUACUGGUGUCACCAAGGACCCAAUUGAAGCUUCUAUUAAUGCUGGUGCUUUACCUAUUUUGACCUCUCUUGCUGAAACUCCAUCUGGUCAAAUGUUAAACGUUAAUGCUGAUGUUGCUGCUGGUGAAUUGGCAAGAGUUUUCGAACCUUUGAAAAUUGUUUAUUUGAAUGAAAAGGGUGGUAUCAUUAAUGGUGAAACCAAUGAAAAGGUUUCUAUGAUUAAUUUAGAUGAAGAAUAUGAUGAAUUAAUGAAACAAAGUUGGGUUAAGUAUGGUACUAAAUUGAAGAUUAAGGAAAUCAAAGAACUAUUAGAUUACUUACCACGUUCUUCUUCUGUUGCUAUCAUUAAUGUCCAAGACUUACAAAAGGAAUUAUUCACCGAUUCUGGUGCAGGUACUAUGAUUAGAAGAGGUUAUAAGCUUCUAAAGAGAUCCUCUCUAGGUGAAUUUGUCUCUGCUGAUUCAUUGAGAAAAGUUCUUGAAAGAGAUUCUGAUAUCGCUUCAGGUAAGAAGACUGUCGCAUCUUAUUUAACUGAUUUGGAACAUUCCAAUUUCGUUUCUUACUCUGAUGAACCAUUAGAGGCUCUAGCAAUCAUAAAGAAGAAUGACGUUAAGGUGCCUAUCCUCGACAAAUUCUUAUGUUCCAACUCAGCUUGGUUAAACAAUGUUACUGAUAAUGUAUUCAGUGCAAUUCGUCGUGAUUUCCCAGCUUUACAAUGGAUUGUUAAGGAAGACGAUCCAAAUAUCGCAUGGCAUUUUGACAAGUCUCAAGGUUCCUAUUUGAAGAACGGUAAGGUUCUAUUUUGGUACGGUAUUGAUGACUUGAACACCGUUUCUGAAUUAGUUGGUGACUUCGUCAAGUCUGCAACUGUGGGAUCCGGUUCCUCUUCAUCUAGCGGUGUCUUUGCAUCUGCUAAAUCAUCUAGAGCUUACUCCACUAGAUCAACCCCAAGACCAGAAGGAACUAACAAAUCAGUUGGUCGUGUGGCAUUGAUCGGUGCAAGAGGUUACACUGGGAAGAAUUUGAUCGCUUUAAUUAACAACCAUCCAUAUUUAGAGGUUGCUCACGUUUCCUCUCGUGAAUUGGCCGGUCAAAAACUUCAAUACUAUACUAAAUCUGAAGUUACCUAUGAGAACUUACAACCUGAAGACAUUAAGAAAUUAGAAGCCGCAGGUGAAGUGGAUUUCUGGGUCAUGGCUUUACCAAAUAAGGUCUGUGAACCUCUUGUUGAGGCUAUUGAAAGUGUCGGUGGUAAGUCAAAAAUCAUUGACUUAUCUGCUGAUCAUAGAUUUGUUCCUGAAACUGAAUGGGUUUAUGGUUUGCCUGAAUUAAAUAACAGAGAAAGACUAGCUGAUGCUAAGAAGAUUGCUAACCCUGGUUGUUAUGCCACCGGUUCUCAAUUAACCAUUGCUCCAUUGAGAGAAUACAUUAACGGAUUACCAACUGUAUUUGGUGUUUCUGGUUACUCUGGUGCCGGGACAAAACCAUCUAACAAAAAUGACCCUAAGUUCUUGAACAACAACUUGAUUCCAUACGCAUUAACAAACCAUAUUCAUGAACGUGAAAUUUCAACAAGAAUGGGCCAUGAGGUUGCUUUCAUGCCUCAUGUUGGUCAAUGGUUUCAAGGUAUUUCCUUGACUAUCUCCAUUCCUAUCAAGAAGGGUUCUUUGACUGCUACUGAUGCAUUCAAUCUAUACAAGAAAUUCUACGCAGGUGAAAAACUUGUUCAUGUUAUUGAAGACGUACCACUAGUAAAGGACAUUGAAGGUACUCAUGGAGUUGUCAUUGGUGGAUUCAAAGUAAAUGAUUUGAAGGAUCGUAUUGUCGUUUGUGCCACUAUCGAUAACUUAUUGAAGGGUGCAGCUACUCAAUGUUUGCAGAAUAUCAACUUGGCCAUGGGUUAUGGAGAAUACGCUGGUAUCCCAGAGAAUAAGAUUAUUCAGUAA
Messenger RNA from Naumovozyma castellii, 2607 nucleotides. It is a transcript of the gene ARG56, whose product is annotated as bifunctional acetylglutamate kinase/N-acetyl-gamma-glutamyl-phosphate reductase. The record is from RefSeq and is a predicted model, not a curated record. Bases 1 to 2607 code for a protein of 868 amino acids. NCBI's taxonomy places the organism in Eukaryota, Fungi, Ascomycota, Saccharomycetes, Saccharomycetales, Saccharomycetaceae. The transcript has a single exon.